Messenger RNA from Gadus morhua (Atlantic cod), 1962 nucleotides. RefSeq names its product wingless-type MMTV integration site family, member 8b (gene wnt8b). Gene Ontology annotation, cellular component: extracellular region. The transcript has 6 exons. Lineage: Eukaryota; Metazoa; Chordata; Actinopteri; Gadiformes; Gadidae. The record is from RefSeq and is a predicted model, not a curated record. Gene Ontology annotation, molecular function: frizzled binding; cytokine activity. Bases 218 to 1324 code for a protein of 368 amino acids. Gene Ontology annotation, biological process: multicellular organism development; canonical Wnt signaling pathway; cell fate commitment.
UCGAGAGCGUAAGAAGGGGAAAAUCUUUAAUUAAGCUGAUAAUCUCUUGUUGGGACGAGAGUGGCUCCAUUUCACAGACCCCCUCAAACCCCCUCAAACCUCGCACCGCACGAGACCCUUGGUAGGACGAACUGAGGUUCUAUGCGCGAGCUCUGUAUCCUCUUACUUAGCCACCAGAUCGCAUAGACUUUAGGAGUUCUCCCGCGCGCCUGUCAGGAUGUUCAUGCAUUUAAAAGGCUUCUAUUGCGUUUUUGUUCUAUUGACCCACAUGAGAUCUUACUGUUGCUGGUCAGUGAAUAAUUUCCUGAUGACUGGACCCAAGGCCUACCUCAUCUACUCCAGCAGCGUGGCAGCAGGGGCCCAGAAUGGGAUCGAGGAAUGCAAGUACCAGUUUGCCUGGGAUCGCUGGAACUGCCCUGAGAGAGCCCUGCAGUUGUCCACGCACAGCAGCCUACGCAGCGCCAAUCGGGAGACGGCGUUUGUCCAUGCCAUCAGCUCUGCGGGGGUCAUGUACACACUUACCAGGAACUGCAGUUUGGGCGACUUCGACAACUGUGGCUGUGACGACACCCGGAAUGGACAACGAGGUGGUCAUGGGUGGCUAUGGGGAGGGUGCAGUGACAACGUUGGCUUUGGCGAGGCCAUUUCCAAGCAGUUUGUGGACGCGUUGGAGACCGGACAGGACGCGCGAGCCGCCAUGAACCUCCACAACAAUGAGGCCGGUCGCAAGGCGGUCAAGGGCACCAUGCAGCGCACCUGCAAGUGCCACGGGGUGUCGGGCAGCUGCACCACUCAAACCUGCUGGCUGCAGUUGCCCGAGUUCCGGGAGGUGGGGAACUACCUGAAGGACAAGUACCAGCGGGCGCUGAAGGUGGACCUCCUCAAGGGAGCCGGCAACAGCGCCGCCAGCCGCGGGGCCAUCAGCGAGACAUUCAACGCCAUCUCCCGCAAGGAGCUGGUCCACCUGGAGGACUCCCCGGACUACUGCCUGGAGAACCGUACGCUGGGCCUGCCCGGCAUGGAAGGCCGCGAGUGCGUGCGCAAGGGCAAGAACCUGACCAAGUGGGAGAAAAGGAGCUGUCGGAGGCUGUGCGGGGACUGCGGCCUGGCGGUGGAGGAGCGCAGGGCAGAGCUUGUGUCCAGUUGUAACUGCAAGUUCCACUGGUGCUGCGCAGUCAAGUGUGAGCAGUGCAGGAAGACGGUGACCAAGUACUUUUGCGUGAGGAAAGGCGUGGCGGCAGCGGCCGUGCAGGUGCAGAGGGCCAGGGGCAACGAGAGCCCCGCCAGCCGCAGGAAGAACCUCCGGAUGAGGAAGAAGCACUAAAAGAUGGUCUCCCCCUCCGGGACGGAUGGCUCCGUCCCUCGCUGGCAUGGUUAGAAGACGGCACCGCCCAGGGUCAACAGGUUUUAGAAAAUGUUUUGUUUUUGAUGUGUUUAAAGACCACUUUUUAGCAGUUUGUCCCCUUCAAUGGGGACGCCUUUGUAUGAAUGGCGAAAGGCGGGAAGGAGGUGAUUUUUGAAACGCCGCGGGAAGACGAGAAGGGAGAACCUUUAUAGAUUCGUAGGGAUAUUUUUUGGGAUAUAAAUUUAUAAAUGUAUAUUUUUGUACUUUUUAGAAUAAUGUUUUUGAGAAGACAUCAGGCAGAGAAAUGUAAAGAGUUUUUAUCCAAAUAGGAAAAAUUCUCAGCACCACUUUAUUUAUUCUCAUACACAAAACACAAAGGCUUUGAGAAAUGAUCAAAACAAUUGAUUUAUAUAACAUUCUCCGUCGAGGCGGGUCACCGAAUGAAGUCUAACCCUCCACUCCAUAUACCGCUUAGAUCUUCAUCUUUAACACAGCCGUCCUUUUCUGCCCUGUCGUGUAUUUAUCUGUAAAAUGUAAAAAAAUGAAGCACUUUGUACUGUACAUUAUUAAUUUAUUGCACAGCAUUUCCUAGUUUUUUUUUCUUUAUUCGUAGUUAC